Nematolebias whitei (Rio pearlfish) is the source of this 707-nucleotide messenger RNA. It is a transcript of the gene txndc17, whose product is annotated as thioredoxin domain containing 17. The transcript has 4 exons. Lineage: Eukaryota; Metazoa; Chordata; Actinopteri; Cyprinodontiformes; Rivulidae. Gene Ontology annotation, cellular component: cytosol. The record is from RefSeq and is a predicted model, not a curated record. Bases 96 to 467 code for a protein of 123 amino acids. Gene Ontology annotation, molecular function: protein-disulfide reductase [NAD(P)H] activity.
UUUGGAAGCACUUCCGGGUUGAAGGUCCAGCGUCAAAGGAGAAGCGUAGUUUCAUUUAAAAAAAAGAAGCUGGGUUAGGGUUUAAUUUUAUCCAAAUGGCUCGUUACGAAGAAGUGAAUGUUCACGGCUAUGGUGAGUUCUGUCAGGCUGUGUCUGAUCGGAAGGGGAAGGAUGUUUUUGUUUAUUUUUCAGGUGAUAAAGACGCUGAGGGGAAGAGCUGGUGUCCAGAUUGUGUGACAGCUGAGCCAGUAGUCAGAGGACAACUGACUCACCUUCCUGAGGAUUCAGUUUUCAUUUAUUGUCAAGUUGGAGAAAGAGCUUAUUGGAAGGAUCCUCACAAUGACUUUAAGAAGAACCUGAAGUUGACUGGAGUUCCCACCCUGCUGCGAUACGGCACACCUCAGAAGCUGGUGGAAGAAGAGUGCUUCAAAGCAGAGCUGGUCAGGAUGAUGUUCACCGAAGACUGAAGCCUCCUUCGGCUGCUCGCGUCGCUCGUGAAGGAGCCGACGUUUCUGAUUAAAGUUUUACACCAGUCAUUUUCCGCACUUGUAAUUGCUGAAUGUUGAUAAUCUCCUGACCGGCUUACAAACAAAUCAACGAGCUGUCUGAUCAGUCCAAUCGUGACGCAACGUAAAGGACACGUUUAACUUUUUGUUAUCUUUGUGCAAUCACAUCAUGGUGGAUUUAAAAUAAAAAAGAAAUAAAUG